Molecule: messenger RNA, 5059 nt
Organism: Elephantulus edwardii (Cape elephant shrew)
Lineage: Eukaryota; Metazoa; Chordata; Mammalia; Macroscelidea; Macroscelididae
Gene: PLCB4
Product: phospholipase C, beta 4
Exons: 36
Coding region: 10-3588 (1192 amino acids)
Biological process (GO): phosphatidylinositol-mediated signaling; lipid metabolic process
Molecular function (GO): phosphatidylinositol-4,5-bisphosphate phospholipase C activity; calcium ion binding
Source: RefSeq, a predicted model, not a curated record
AGCACCAUCAUGGCCAAGCCCUAUGAAUUUAACUGGCAGAAGGAAGUCCCUUCCUUUAUGCAAGAAGGAGCUGUUUUUGACAGAUAUGAGGAGGAAUCCUUUGUGUUUGAGCCCAACUGUCUCUUCAAAGUGGAUGAAUUUGGCUUCUUUCUGACCUGGAGAAGUGAAGGCAAGGAAGGACAAGUGCUAGAAUGUUCCCUCAUCAACAGCAUUCGGUUGGGAGCCACACCCAAGGACCCCAAAAUCUUGGCUGCACUCGAAGCUGUUGGGAAAUCGGAAAACGACCUGGAAGGGCGGAUAGUGUGCGUAUGCAGUGGCACAGAUCUGGUCAACAUCAGUUUCACUUACAUGGUGGCCGAAAAUCCAGAAGUAACUAAGCAAUGGGUAGAAGGCCUGCGAUCAAUCAUACACAACUUCAGAGCCAACAACGUCAGUCCCAUGACCUGCCUCAAGAAACAUUGGAUGAAAUUGGCAUUCAUGACCAACACAAAUGGUAAAAUUCCAGUUAGAAGUAUUACGAGAACAUUUGCAUCAGGGAAAACAGAAAAGGUCAUCUUUCAGGCGCUCAAGGAGUUAGGUCUUCCCAGUGGAAAGAAUGAUGAAAUUGAGCCUGCGGCCUUUACUUAUGAAAAGUUUUAUGAAUUGACACAGAAGAUUUGUCCUCGAACAGAUAUAGAGGAUCUUUUUAAGAAAAUCAAUGGAGACAAAACUGAUUAUUUAACGGUAGACCAAUUAGUGAGCUUUCUAAAUGAACAUCAACGAGAUCCUCGACUGAAUGAAAUUUUGUUCCCAUUUUAUGACACGAAAAGAGCAAUGCGGAUAAUUGAGAUGUAUGAACCUGAUGAAGAUUUGAAGACGAAAGGCCUCAUAUCAAGUGAUGGGUUCUGCAGAUACCUGAUGUCCGAUGAAAACGCCCCCGUCUUCCUAGAUCGCUUAGAACUUUACCAAGAGAUGGACCAGCCGUUGGCGCAUUACUUCAUCAGUUCUUCCCACAACACCUAUCUCACCGGCCGGCAGUUUGGUGGCAAGUCCUCAGUGGAAAUGUACAGACAGGUUCUCCUGGCGGGCUGCAGAUGUGUUGAACUUGACUGUUGGGAUGGGAAAGGUGAAGACCAAGAACCAAUUAUAACCCACGGAAAAGCAAUGUGUACAGAUAUCCUUUUCAAGGAUGUGAUUCAGGCCAUCAAGGAAACUGCGUUUGUCACAUCGGAAUAUCCUGUAAUCCUGUCCUUUGAAAACCACUGCAGCAAAUAUCAACAAUACAAGAUGUCCAAAUAUUGCGAAGAUCUAUUUGGGGAUCUCCUGUUGAAACAAGCGCUUGAGUCACAUCCACUUGAACCAGGCAGGCCGCUGCCUUCUCCCAAUGACCUCAAAAGAAAAAUACUCAUCAAAAAUAAACGCCUGAAACCUGAAGUUGAAAAAAAGCAGCUGGAAGCUUUAAAGAGCAUGAUGGAAGCUGGAGAAACGGCGUCACCGGUCAACAUCUUAGAGGAUGAUAAUGAAGAGGAAAUAGAAUGUGCUGACCAAGAGGAGGAAGCUCACCCUGAAUACAAAUUUGGACAUGAACUUGAUGACUUGAGUCACAAGGAAGCAGUUGCCAACAGCGUCAAGAAGGGCCUGGUCACUGUGGAAGAUGAGCAGGCGUGGAUGGCAUCUUAUAAAUACGUAGGUGCUACCACUAACAUCCAUCCGUAUUUAUCCACCAUGAUCAACUACGCGCAGCCAGUAAAGUUCCAGGGUUUCAAUGUGGCUGAAGAACGCAAUAUCCAUUAUAACAUGUCUUCUUUUAAUGAGUCGGUCGGUCUAGGCUACUUGAAGACACAUGCAAUUGAAUUUGUGAAUUAUAACAAACGGCAAAUGAGUCGCAUUUACCCCAAGGGAGGCCGCGUGGAUUCCAGUAAUUACAUGCCUCAAAUUUUCUGGAACGCUGGCUGUCAGAUGGUUUCGCUGAACUAUCAAACGCCAGAUUUAGCGAUGCAAUUGAAUCAGGGAAAAUUUGAGUAUAAUGGAUCCUGCGGGUACCUGCUUAAGCCAGACUUCAUGAGGCGACCUGAUCGAACAUUUGAUCCUUUCUCCGAAACUCCUGUUGACGGGGUUAUUGCGGCCACUUGCUCAGUACAGGUCAUAUCGGGUCAGUUCUUAUCAGAUAAGAAAAUUGGCACGUACGUAGAAGUGGACAUGUACGGCCUGCCCACCGACACUAUCCGUAAGGAAUUCCGAACUCGGAUGGUGAUGAACAAUGGUCUCAAUCCCGUUUACAAUGAGGAAUCAUUUGUCUUUCGGAAGGUCAUCCUCCCGGACUUGGCUGUCUUGAGGAUAGCAGUGUAUGAUGACAACAAUAAGCUCAUCGGCCAGCGGAUCCUCCCCCUGGAUGGCCUCCAGGCAGGCUACCGACACAUCUCUCUCCGAAAUGAAGGGAAUAAACCUUUAUCACUGCCAACUAUUUUCUGCAAUAUUGUGCUUAAAACAUACGUGCCUGAUGGAUUUGGAGAUAUUGUGGACGCACUGUCAGAUCCAAAGAAAUUUCUUUCAAUUACAGAAAAGAGGGCAGACCAAAUGAGAGCGAUGGGCAUUGAAACCAGCGACAUAGCUGAUGUGCCCAGCGACACUUCUAAGAAUGACAAGAAAGGCAAAGCAAACACUGCCAAAGCAAACGUGACCCCACAGAGCAGCUCGGAGCUGAGACCAGCCACUGCGGCCGCCCUGGGGACGGGCGUGGAGGCCAAGAAAGGCAUUGAACUCAUCCCUCAAGUGAGGAUAGAAGAUUUAAAGCAGAUGAAGGCUUACUUGAAGCAUUUAAAGAAACAGCAGAAGGAGCUGAGCUCUCUAAAGAAGAAACAUGCAAAGGAACACAGCACCAUGCAAAAGCUCCACUGCACGCAGGUGGACAAAAUGGUGGCCCAGUACGACAAAGAGAAGUCAAGCCACGAGAAAAUCCUCGAGAAGGCCAUGAAGAAGAAGGGGGGAAGUAAUUGUCUCGAAAUGAAGAAAGAGACCGAAAUUAAAAUUCAGACACUGACAUCAGAUCACAAAUCUAAGGUCAAGGAGAUCGUGGCCCAGCACACCAAAGAGUGGUCAGAAAUGAUCAACACCCACAGCGCCGAGGAGCAGGAGAUCCGCGACCUGCACCUGAGCCAGCAGUGCGAGCUGCUGAGGAAGCUGCUUAUCAGUGCUCACGAACAGCAGACCCAGCAGCUCAAACUGUCCCAUGACAGAGAAAGUAAGGAAAUGCGAGCCCACCAGGCCAAGAUUUCCAUGGAAAACAGCAAAGCCAUCAGCCAAGAUAAAUCCAUCAAGAACAAAGCAGAACGGGAAAGGAGAGUCAGGGAGUUAAAUAGCAGCAAUACUAAAAAGUUUCUGGAAGAAAGAAAGAGACUUGCAAUGAAGCAGUCGAAAGAAAUGGAUCAGUUGAAAAAAGUCCAGCUUGAACACUUAGAAUUCCUGGAGAAACAGAACGAGCAGCUUUUGAAAUCCUGUCACGCAGUGUCCCAAACGCAAGGCGAAGGAGAUGCAGCAGAUGGUGAAAUUGGAAGCCGAGAUGGAUCGCAGACCAGCAACAGUGGUGUGACGCUACAAAAUGCAAACUGAGACAGCACAACUCCACAGCAUCGAAAUACCCCUCCAGACGUCUGAACCCCUGUCCCGAGGGAGAAAGCCGUUUUCUUCUGUGUUUCCUGUCUGUAUAGACAAGGUGUCUCUGUGACCUGGAGACUUGGAAUGACUUAUGUACCUCCCGCUUAACAUUUGGAGUAUUGAAUUCCUUUGGCCAACCAAAAGUAGCUACUACAAUUCUAUACGUGCACACAAAAACUAAUAUUCCAAUAUGGCAGAGUGUAACCAAUGAUAAUCCAACUUAAACAUGUUUUGCUGUACAAUAUCAUCACAAGUAGGCGAGCUUUGUGUCAACAACUCCGCUUUGUGAUGCAUUAGGACAUGUUUGAGCUGCAGCAGAAAUAGUGCAUUAGCAAUUUAAUAGCAAGUGCAUGCACUAGUUACAAAAAAUAGACAACAACUCUGUCCACAAAUGAUCAGCAGCAGAGGUGGUGGCCUGCUGGACAAAGAAUUUCCAGAAUUUUCCCUACAUCUCAGUCAGUGCCAUGUCUCUACCACGCCAUACAAAACGCACAUCCUGUAAAAGUCGUGGAAACUCCUAGAACACUAGAAAAUUAGAGCAGUGUUACCUGUGCCGAGACUACUCAGUGCGCAGAGGGGAGCUCUGUGAGGCAAACGUCAAAGCGUUUACAUCUGACCUUGCUUUCUAGGAAUUGCUUCUGCUGACUCCAGUCGUUCUGGUUCACCAUUAUGUCCUAAAGAUAUGAAGUGGCUAUUGGCAGCCCUGUGUAAAUGUGAUCAUGUAUAAAGUAUUUAUAAUCUUUAACUCACACUGUUGUGGAGCAAAAUCAUCUACGUAUUGCCACGUUGACAAGAUUAGUAAACAGGAAUACUAGAACUAUGUUUGCAUGAUACACAAGCACCGAUUCAGACUAAUCCGUACAGGCACAGUUAAUCUAACGCCAAAUAAAUACUGGUUAAAUCAAUGUAUGGCACAGAAAACAUCAGUUGACUCAAGACUUUUAGCAUACUUUAAAAAAAAAAGUAUAUAUAUGUGUAUAUGACUUACGUGGGCAUUCUUGAUACUUCGAGUUCUAGUUUGAAAAAAGAUACAUAACUAAUUUAAUUUUACACAAAAAAUAUUUAUGCAGAUUUUCAGAGUUUCAUAUCAGGAAAUAACCUUUUUACGUCUGUUAAAUAUCCAAACAAUUUGCAACAGUGUUAUCGUGCAUGGUCUCCACGCCUGCUGUAGUUACAUUGCAGACAGUGCAUGACGAAGUAUUCCUUUGGGAAUCCGACCAUGCCACCCACACCGGAGGAGUGCAUGGGAACCUGAUAGUCUAGAACUAAUCAGAUGACUGAUUGUCGUACACCAAAUGCCGACCAAAUUGUUGUAUAUGCGUGUACAAACUGAUUCAGUGUGUUCCGUUGAACAAAGCAGAGCAAAUUAUGUUACCAUCAAUGUUGAAAUUAAACUUCCAACUUCUCUAAUAAAAAAUUAAAACAC